Messenger RNA from Xiphias gladius (swordfish), 2577 nucleotides. Its product is annotated as protein-lysine 6-oxidase-like. Gene Ontology annotation, biological process: peptidyl-lysine oxidation. The transcript is spliced from 8 exons. Gene Ontology annotation, molecular function: copper ion binding; protein-lysine 6-oxidase activity. NCBI's taxonomy places the organism in Eukaryota, Metazoa, Chordata, Actinopteri, Istiophoriformes, Xiphiidae. The coding region runs from base 1 to 1482 and encodes 493 amino acids. The record is from RefSeq and is a predicted model, not a curated record.
AUGGCAAAAUGGUCCCUUUUAUUCUUCUACUUCUCCCAAGGACUACUUCCCCUCAUCUUUGGGCAGCAGCAGCAGCGGCAGCAGCAGCAGCGCACAGCCGGCCCCUGGCGGCACCGGAUUCAGUGGGAGAACAACGGGCAGGUUUACAGUUUAAUGACCACUGGGUCAGAGUACCACACUCCGGUUCGGUCCAGGAGCCAGUCGAGGGUUUAUAUGAGCAGUAGGAGGGACGGCACCAGGGGCCAAAUGCCGGGAGCGCACAGGGGAGCGACGCUUGUAAGAUCCGGACAGGGCGAGUCCAGACAGUUCAGGACUGACCACGGUGUGGAACCGGGAUCUCUUACACCUGGACGCGAUGGUAGACAGUUUGUGCCUGUUAAUGGUCGUUAUCAAGGCGCACGACGCUUUAACCCUGAAAACACGAACAGCAUCAGCGCCUCUGCGGCGGGGGGCUUCCCGGAUUUCCCGGGCAGAAGAGGGGGUGUUAGCGUGGACGCUGCCGCUCUGCAAGCCAGAGGAGGCGAACCGGGUCCCGGUGCACAAUACCAACAGUUACGCGCGGUGCCACAAGCAGCGUCCGUCUCCAGGCAGCCCGCGCAGACAGAUCACUCCAUCUCAGCAUAUCCCACGAAUUUGGGAAGAGAAUCUGAAGCCCCUGCUCCGUUCCCCGCACUACCAGAGGAUGUUGCGAACGAGGCGACCGCAAAUGGCGAGGACAUGGUUAACGACGACCCUCGAAACCCGUUUAAAAACCACAGGAAUUCCGUUUUCUACAACAUGCAGUCCACAAGAGGGAGGUCAGGGGCCCGCACGCUCCGUCCGCCUGGCACCGGAUACGGAACAAGCUUCUUCCAAAAUGGACUGCCAGACCUUGUGCCAGACCCAUAUGCCAUCCAAGCAGGUGCUUAUAUCCAGCGCAUGCAGAUGUAUGCGCUCCGCUGUGCAGCUGAGGAGAACUGUCUGGCCAGGUCAGCUUAUGGGCCCGCUGUGCGAGACAUCGACUUCAGAGUCCUGCUGCGGUUCCCCCAGAAAGUGAAGAACCAAGGCACCACUGACUUCCUCCCUGUCAAGCCGAGAUACCAGUGGGACUGGCACAGCUGUCACCAGCACUACCACAGCAUGGACGCCUUCAGCAACUACGACCUGUUGGACGUCGCCACCGGACGUAAAGUAGCCGAGGGACACAAGGCCAGUUUCUGCCUCGAGGACACAGGCUGUGACCCUGGAUUCAGGCGGCGCUAUGCCUGUACAUCCCAUACACAGGGACUAAGUCCAGGAUGCCAUGACGUCUACGCUGCCAACAUCGACUGUCAGUGGAUCGACAUCACUGAUGUACCUCCAGGAAACUAUAUCUUGAAGGUUACUGUUAAUCCCAAUUUCCACGUCUUGGAGUCGGACUUCACCAACAACGUAGUGAGAUGCGAUAUCACUUACACAGGAGUUUAUGUUCAGACACGCAACUGUCGAGUAACAAGGGCUUGAAAUCCUCGUUUCCUGUACUAUCUGCAGGAAUUUUCCAGCAAACAUCUCUCCCUGUACUGUGCAGCAACAUCAACACUCUGACUAACAAAAAGUGCAACUGGUAAAGUGUUUAAUACAGCCGUAAUUCUGCGCUACGAUCCUGCCAUAGAGUCCUGUGUUGCAUUUACUGGUAUUAAAUGCAAAAGUUUACACCAAUUUUGUGAAAGAAACUAGUGAGAUCGCCAGAUUUACUUGACUAUGUAUUUCUACUUAUGUACUACUUUUGUACUUAAAUUUUAUUUUUUUUAUUUUUUAUUUUUUUCCCUUACCAAAUACAAGUACUGUUUUCAUGUAGGUUUAUUUCUUGAAUGCUGGUCUAUUGCUUGAAAUGUGUUUUUGUUGCCUUUUGUUGUCUCUGUCUUGUUUCUCUGCGUAGUGUUAUUGUUACAAGCAUAACAUUAGUUGUUACAGGUUUAUUUAAAGGAUAAGAUAUUCUAUACUUUUGUUAUUGGCAACAAAUCUCAUGAAAAGACCCAAACCAGCAAUACAUUCACUCAUCUCACUAUACUUUCUGACUUCUCUACUCAGCUUGAGGCUCUCAGUCUCAAGCCCGCUGGUUUCUACUGAAGCUGUCCAAAUGUUAGUUGAACGGGCAUAAAUAGUGCAUUUGUUAGGACCUAUUCUCAGCUGCAGAUGUGGAUGUGCGAGUGAAUUUAUGGCAGCCGGACGGUGCGUGGUGGAUCAACUUAAAGUAAAAUACAGCGCCAUGUUCAUGGUACCGAAGGAACGUGUCAACCAGUGCAACAAUGUGGCUCAGUAAUGUGUUUUUAAAUACUUUUUGGGACGACAAUGUAGGUCUAUAGCACAGAGGAAUAAGCUAUAUCAGGCCUUGGAUACACAGACGAUACCUUUCAUUUAUUGUUGGUUUUGGUCUUUUCAUCGGAUUUAUUAGAAAGAAAUAGAAUAUCACCAGACUUUAAUCCUUUAACCACCUGGUGGUCAUAAAUAUCUCAAAUAGUAAGUCUAGUAUGUUGGAGUAUGUUCAUGUAAAUGUGUGCUUGUGUGUAACUGAGUGAAUGGAAAAUGUUGAUAACUGUAAUGUUAAACUGUUAAUAU